Messenger RNA from Leptopilina boulardi, 3806 nucleotides. RefSeq names its product structural maintenance of chromosomes protein 3-like. Gene Ontology annotation, biological process: mitotic sister chromatid cohesion. Gene Ontology annotation, molecular function: protein binding; ATP binding; double-stranded DNA binding. Gene Ontology annotation, cellular component: chromosome. Bases 85 to 3624 code for a protein of 1179 amino acids. Lineage: Eukaryota; Metazoa; Arthropoda; Insecta; Hymenoptera; Figitidae. The record is from RefSeq and is a predicted model, not a curated record. The transcript is spliced from 19 exons.
GUCUUCAUCCAAAUAUAGUAUUGUUUCUGUCAAUUAUUUUUUUCGUUGUUAAAAUAAAUAUUGUGAGUGUUUAAAUCAUUAAAUAUGCACAUUAAAGAGGUGAAAAUCGAAAAUUUUUUAUCGAUUAGUAAUGAAUUAUUUUGGACUGACAUUCAUCCUGGUCUCAAUACUAUUGUUGGACACAAUGGAGCUGGAAAAAGUAAUUUUUUAUUAGCCAUAAAAUUUGUCUUAACAAAUGAUUAUCCAUGUUCAACUGAUAAUGAAAUACUAUCAUUUCUUAAUGAUAAAAAAAAAUCUAUGUUUAUUAAAAUAACAAUUGCAGACGAUGACAACAGAUUUCUGAUGGACAAAGAUAUUGUGACAUUUGCAAGACAAAUUGAAAUAACAAAUAAUUUGUACAAAAAUAUUUAUAUUCUGAAUGAUAGAAAAAUUACUAAAACUGAUUAUUUCGAGUGUUUGUCACGUGCUCGAAUUUUAUAUAAACGUCCACCUUAUAUUGUCAUGCAAGAUGAGGCAACGAGAAUUGUGAAAAUAUCAAAUUCCGAUCGAUUGGAAAUAUUUGAAGAUAUUUCGGGUAUGACAUUUACGAAAAAUAUGGAAAAAACAAUUAAUGAUUUAGAUGAAAAAUUUCAAGAAAAACUAUCAAUUCUCGAUGAAGUUGGCGAAAAAUUAGACAUGAAUGUUGAAUAUUUAGAAGGCAAAUAUCAGGAUGUGAAAAAAUAUAAACAAUUAAAAGGUGAAAUUGAUUCGAUAAUACGAAUAAUUGCUUUUCGUAAGAUAAAAAAAAUUGAGGACAAUCUAAAAGAAUUUAAUGAUAAAAUAAGGCAAAAUAAUAGAAUGGAAACUGAAGUUGCAAUUGAAUUUUCCAAAACUGACGAAUUAUGCAAUAAUUUGGAAAAUUCGUUGAUAUUAUUGAAAAAUGAAUUGGAAAAUAUCAAAAAAAUUGGCAAUAAUUCAUCAACUAAACAUAAAAGUAAUGAAGUAAAUAAAUUGGAAAUUAAUUCUCGAAUUGAAAUUUUGGAAGAAGAAUUAAAAAAUUUGAUUGAUGAUGAAAAAAUGGAAAAAGAAAAAUUGGAUGAAAAAAUUCGCGAAAUGGCCGAAUUUGAAAUUGUUUCUCCGAGAAUUGAAAUUCCUGGAGAUCAUGAUGAAAUUGAAAGACAAAAAGCCGCGAAAUUGUCUCAAUUUAAGGAGAUUUACGUGAAAAAAAAUAUAUAUCAAAUUUCUUCCGAUCAGAACGAAAGGGAAAAUUUAUUGAAAAAUGAAAUUAUUCAACAACAAGAGAAAAAAGUUGAAUAUGAAAUGGAAUUGGAAAAAAUAAAAGUACAAAUUAAUUCUGAUACAAAUGAGAAAAUUGAAUUUGAGAGAAAAAUUUUUGAAUUAGAGGAGAAAAUAAAAUCUGAAGAAUCAAAAAUUGCCGCCAUUACUUUAACAUUUCAAAAUGAAAUAAUUUCUGAAUUUUCAAAAAAAUUAGCAGAAUUACGAGAUGAAUUUUAUGAAAAAGAAAAAAUUCUUGUCGAAGUAAAAUCGAAAUUAGCGGAUGUUGAUGGAAAAUUUCGUACUUGUAUGAAAAAAGAAAUUUAUGAUGCAAUAACGAGCGUUGAAAAAGUUAUUGAAUCUUUCAGAAUUAGUGGUGAUAAUACAGAUGAAUAUUAUGGAUUAUUAUUGAAUAAUUUUCAAGUAGUAAAUCGUAAUUAUCAAUAUUUAAUUGAUCGUAUUGGAGGAAGACGUUUAUUUUAUUUUCUCGUUGAGAGUACAAAUUUUUCAUUAAAAUUAAUUGAACAAAUGAGCAAUUUAAAUCUUCCAGGAAAGGCAAUUUUUUUCCCCCUUGAUCGUAUUCGUUUUAGACAAAAAAAUAUCGAUGACGAAAAUAUUGUCAAUGCAUUGAAUAUGUUGAUUUACGAUGAAAAAUAUGAUGACGCCAUAAAAUCAGUUUUUGGAAAUGUUUGGGUUUGUCGUGAUUUUAAAACAGCAAAAACAAUUUCACAACGUUAUAAUGUAUUUUGUUGUACAACUGAAGGAUUAAAAAUAUUUGGCAAUGGCAUGAGUUUUGGUGGUAAUUGGAAAAAAAAAACUUCACCAUCUGAACUUUAUAAAUUAAAACAGGAAUUAGCGAAUAAAGAGAAACAUCUUCAAUUUGAAGUAAAUGAAAUUCAUGAGAAAAUUGAACAAUACAAACAAACAAAUGAGGCAAAUAAAAAUCGUUGUGAAAAAAAUGAUCAUCAAAAAAUUUUAUUAUCAAUGAAAUUAGAAUUAGAUCGUCAAAAAUACGCAAGAGAAUUACAAUUAAAAAAAAUUGUCGACGCAAAACAAAUUAGAAAUCAAUUGCAAUUAAAAAUUGAAAAAAUUUCAUUGAAAAUUGAAUCAUUGAAAAAUAAUUUAAAUAAUGAAAAUUAUUUCUCACAAUUACAGGAGGAGGAGGAGAUAAAUCAAAUAAAAAUUUUACGAAAAGAUAUUGUUGAUUUAGAAAAAACGAGCAUUAAAUUAAGAAAAUCAACUCAAAUUCUUGUGAAUGUUGAAGAAAAUGAAGAAAAAAAAUUAAAAAUCCAAAUUGAAAAGAUGAAGAAUCAUUUAGAAAAAAUUGUCAAAUCAAAAGAAGAAAAAGAAUUUGAAAUUGAAAAUUUAAAAUUAAAUCUCAUUGAUAUUGAAUCACGCAAUAUGACUGUGAAUUUUUUCGAAGAUUCUAAGGAAAAAAUUCAUGAAUUUGAAAUUAAGAUUCAAGAAAUAGAAGAAAAUUUAAUGAAAGUCGAUUUGGAACGCGAUGAAUUUGAAAAUCAAUUAAUAAAUGUGGAAGAAGAAAAAAAAUUGAUUGAAUCAAAACUCAAUAGAUUAGAGGAACGUCGAAAAAAAUAUGAAGAGGAAAUUUGUAAUGCAAAAACAAAAUGUUCUAAAGAACGUGAUUUUAUAAAGCAAUCUGAUAAUGAUUUAUAUGAGAAACUUCAAAAAUCAGAAGAAAAGUUUCUGAAGCUUAAAAACAAAGUUCAUUUGAGAGUUGAAGAAUCAUUGGAAAAGACGAAUAAUUUUAAUGUGGAAUUUCAAGCUCAGAUGGAACAAUUGAAAAAUAUGGGAAAUUUAGAUGAAUGUAGAAGGGAAUGUCAAAUUAUGAAUGAAGUUUUAAUAGAGGAAGAAUUUACAAAAUUAUCUCAAAAUUUUGAUAAAUAUUUCAAUACAUUUGUACCAGACGGCAGAGGUGAAUUGGUUAGAAAAAUCGUUUCUCUAGCUCCUGGAGUACAGGACACUUUAAUUGGAAUUGAUUUGUGCGUGGAAUAUUCGGGCGUUAAGAAACUUGUCAAAUCUUUAUCACCUGGUGAACAAUGUUGUGUAUCGAUUGCAUUUAUUCUUGCUGCCGCUGAAAAUGAAUUGCCACCAUUUUUUAUUUUUGAUGAAAUUGACGCUGCAUUAUCACAGGCAAAUUCAUUAGUUUUUUGCGAUAUUUUGGAAAAUAUCAGUCAAAAUACACAAAUUUUCAUCGUUUCACACAACCCAGAAAUCAUUUGUCGUGGAAGGCAACUUUUUAAAGUGAUAAAUGUGAACGGUCUUUCUAAAAUUUUUCCCUUUGUAACAGAGGAAAAUAAUUUUGAACGAAUUUUUGAAGGUGACGACAGUGGAUUCUCUCCAGAUGAAUAGGUUUUUGUUUUUAAUUUAAAAUAUUUUUUUUUUCAAAUUAUUAUUAUUAUUAUUUUAAUAAUUUAUUUUAUUAUUUUGAAUAAUUGCAGUUAUUUUUCGUUAUUUUCAUUUAUUUUCAUACGUUUUUUUUUCUUUUUGAACUAUUUGUUUUUUUUGUGUUUUUUCGAAUUUCGUAAUUUUUU